AUGUUAGACGACACUGGAACUCAAUUGUACACUCCACAAGUUGUAGAACAAAAAAAGCCAAAUGUUAAACAAGAAUUUCAAACAAUUGAAGAGGCUUUUCAAUUUUACAAUGCAUAUGCAAGAGAAUGUGGAUUUAGUGCAAGAAUGAGUACUAGUAAGAGAAAAAAAGGAACAAAUGAGCUAAUAUGGAAACAGUUUGUGUGUUUUAAGGAAGGAGAGACAAAUGAACAUUAUCAGAAGAAAGAAAAACAUACAGUUCAAAGAUCUGGUGAAAGGAAUCGAGGAUUAGUUCGAGUUGGCUGCAAAGCUAAGAUGACAGUGGUUAAGAGUCAAACAGGACCAAAUUGGAUUGUUAGUCAAUUUGUAGAAGAGCAUAACUAUGCACUUGCUACUCCAAGCAAGAUACAUUUGUUAAGAUCUCAUAGAGUUGUAUCAGCUGCAAAAAGAGGUUUGAGCCAACAGUUAUCAGAAGCAAAUAUUCCAAUGUGUCAACAAAUAAGGGUGCUAGAAAUAGAAGCUGAUGGUCCUCAAAAUAUCGGAUGUGUUGAGAAAGAUAUAAGGAACUAUGGACAGAGGGAAGAAAAAAAUCCAACCUUUUACUUUAAGUGUGAACUCGAUGAAGAAAGCAGGCUUGUUAGAUGCUUCUGGGCAGAUCCUUUUGCAAGGAGAUCGUAUCAUUUCUAUGGUGAUGUAGUAGUGUUUGACACAACUUACAACACGAAUAAAUACGAUAUGAUAUUUGCUCCAUUGGCAGGAGUAAACCAUCAUGGUCAGACUGUUAUUUUUGGAUGUGCUUUGUUGAGUGGUGAAAAAACCGAAUUUUUUAUUUGGUUAUUCAAUCAAUUGUUGGAUGUAAUGCCGAGGGGUGCACCUCAGGUGAUUAUUACGGAUCAAGAUCCUACAAUGACGAAGGACAUUGCUCAAGUUCUUCCAUCAACUUGUCAUCGAUACUGUAUCUGGCAUAUUUUGAAUAAAUUUGCGGAGAAGAUAAAUACAAUGGUUUAUCGGGAUAACUAUCAUUGGUUCAAAAAUAUAAUUUGUAACUCGGAGACUAUUGAAGAGUUUGAGACUAGUUGGGCUGAGUUGUUGAAGAAUAGUAAUUUGGGAGAUAAUACAUGGUUGCGCCAAAUGUAUGAAAUCCGCAACAAGUGGGUUUCUGUUUAUUUUAAUCAUAUAUUCAAUGCAGGAAUGUUGAGCAGUCAAAGAGCAGAAAGUUCACAUGCAUUUUUCAAAAGGUACAUCUCAAACAAAAAUUCAUUGAUGGACUUUAUUGUAUGUUUUAAUAGAGCUAUUAAUCAUCAAAGACAUGAUGAGUUAGUUGCAGAUCAUAUUGAUGUGAAUGAGCAACCAAAGUUGAAAACUAUGUGCCCAAUGGAGACUCAAAUGGUGAAAAUUUACACAAAGAGAAAUUUUAUAAUUUUUCAAGAUGAGUUAUUUGAAAGUUCUGCGUAUUUCUUAAGUUGCACGUUUGAAGAUGAUGAGUCUGUGUUUUAUAGUGUACGGAAGGCUAAUGGAAGUUGCUCAUCAAGGAAUAGACAGCUUAAAUAUAAUAAACUUUCAGAUUCUGUGUCAUGCAGUUGUAGGCUAUUUAACUUUAAUGGAAUUCCAUGUAGACAUAUAUUAGCCUACUUUCGAAUUAAACAAGUCAUGUUUUUGCCAAGCGAAUACAUUCUUAGGAGAUGGACAAAAAGUGCAAAAAUUGGUAAAGUGUGGGAUAACAAUGGUUAA
Ziziphus jujuba (common jujube) is the source of this 1728-nucleotide messenger RNA. Its product is annotated as protein FAR1-RELATED SEQUENCE 5-like. The transcript has 2 exons. The coding region runs from base 1 to 1728 and encodes 575 amino acids. The record is from RefSeq and is a predicted model, not a curated record. Gene Ontology annotation, molecular function: zinc ion binding. NCBI's taxonomy places the organism in Eukaryota, Viridiplantae, Streptophyta, Magnoliopsida, Rosales, Rhamnaceae. Gene Ontology annotation, biological process: regulation of DNA-templated transcription.